AUGGAGUUUACAAACAGUAGCAAGUUUCAGCCACUCUCUCUCCUUCUAGCAGGCAUCCCUGGACUAGAAGCUGUACAAAUAUGGCUCUCUAUUCCUCUGUGCAUGAUGUACUUAAUUGCCCUCCUAGGAAACUGCACCAUCCUCUGUGUUAUCAAAACCACCUCCACCCUUCAUGAGCCCCAGUACAUCUUCCUGUCUAUGCUGGCAAGUACAGAUGUGGGUCUAUCUUUAUCAACACUCCCUACAGUGCUCAACGUCUUCAUCCUGAAUCACAGGGAGGUUGAAUUCCACUCUUGCCUAACACAGAUGUUCUUUAUUCAUACCUUCUCCUCCAUGGAAUCAGCAAUCCUGCUGGCCAUGGCCUUUGACCGAUUUGUAGCUAUUCGCAACCCCCUGCACUACACUGUGGUUUUAACUCCUCCUCGGAUUACUGGGAUGGGAUUUGCAGCAGUGGUUAGGGGUGUGGUGCUGAUGGCACCUUUACCGAUCCUGCUCAAGAGAUUGCCUUUCUGCAAGGGCGUCAUUUUGUCCCAUUGUUAUUGCUAUCAUCCUGAUGUGAUGAAGCUGGCCUGUGGCCCAGUCAGAGCCAAUAUCAUCUAUGGAUUAUCUCUAGUCCUCUGCUCCUUUGGAAUUGACUCUGUGUUCAUCGUCAUUUCAUACAUCUUGAUUUUGAAAACAGUGUUGAGUAUUGCCUCUGGAGAUGGUCAGCUCAAGGCACUAAAUACCUGCGUUUCCCACAUCUUCACUGUCUUCAUCUUUUAUGUCCCACUCAUCAUGCUGGCCUUAAUUCACAGGUUUGGCACAUUUAAAUCACCUAUUCUCCAUGUCACCAUGGCCAAUCUCUUCCUCUUUUUGACCCCUGUCCUUAAUCCUUUGGUUUAUAGUCUAAAAACUAAACAGAUAAGGUCAGCAGUGGGCAAGGUAUUCAAGAGAAGGGAAGACCUGCUCAAGUAG
Heterocephalus glaber (naked mole-rat) is the source of this 954-nucleotide messenger RNA. RefSeq names its product olfactory receptor 51G2. Lineage: Eukaryota; Metazoa; Chordata; Mammalia; Rodentia; Bathyergidae. Gene Ontology annotation, molecular function: G protein-coupled receptor activity; olfactory receptor activity. The record is from RefSeq and is a predicted model, not a curated record. Gene Ontology annotation, cellular component: plasma membrane. Gene Ontology annotation, biological process: G protein-coupled receptor signaling pathway.